GAAAUCAGCAGACUAACAGCUGAAAACAACCAUCUGCACCGAGACCUGGUACGGCUAGCCGAUGAACGGGAUGAACGCGAUAGGCGAACUGCUCAGAUGACGAGGCGUCUGGAAACGCAGUCCGCCGAUCUGCGCUUUGUGGCAUCGCAAUAUGCGCAUCGUGUUGAGGCCGAGCAGAAGAAGGUGGAGACCGUUAAACGGAAGGCGGAGGAGGUGUUCAUCAAGUUUGGUGUUUUCAAGGAGAGGACGGGCGAUGGCGAUGUUACCUUUGAUGUCUCCGGGACUGACGGGAGGGUCAAACCGAGGCCGAGGGCUACGACAGCCCCAGUCCCGAAAGGGCACGCUCCGCCGAACGAACAAACAGCGGAAGAAGUCUAUGAGAGGAUUCAGAAGUUCGAUAUUGAGACGGGAUUGGAGCCCCAGGAUAAUGACGCGGCCCACAUACCCGCCUUCCCAUACCCAGAUCCCGUCGUGGCCGACCUGGUUGCUCUCUCGGAAAAGCGGAUUCAGGCGCUCUUAAAAGAGAUGGAGCUGGUCUCUGCCAAGAACGGUGAACUGGAGACCGAACUGGAUGUGCUCCGCAAACAGAUGAUCUCCCGGAAUCAGGAGAUUGCGCGGCUGGGAACUCAACUGGAAAUCGCCUGUGCACAGCAGUUCUCCAGCGUGCAGUUCAAGUCAACAGCUGGAGCCACCAAUGCGAAACAGCAUGUCAUCCAGGACCUCGACGCGGCCAGGCAGCGGAUAGCACAGCUUGAAGCCCAAUCAGAUUUAUUCCAUGAGCAUGUGGAAGCCCUCGAGAAAGAGAUUGCUGCUCAUGAGGAUGACAAGAAGGCGCUGUAUAAAUCCUUUGAGACCGAAAAGAAGGAUAUUCUGGCCCAGCUGCAAAAAGAGCGACAGAGAUUCUCGGCGCCGCUGCCGAGGAGUCCAUCCCCUAACAAAGCCGCGCGCAACAGCAAGACUGAUCGCGAAGAUUUGCGAUCAUCUUUACGAAGCCCGACCAAGGGAGCCACCAUUGACAGUGUGAUGGGGUCUACGAGGACGGUGAAUUCUGAGGCGUCUGGAGUAGGGUCUCUCCGAGCUGAGCUGGAAGCUUUGAGAGCAGAGAACGAGCGUCUGCAGGCAAGCCUGUCGGCUACUGCGCGCCCUGAAGCCGUCGAUCAGUUCGCAAACAACCCACCGUCGUCAUCAACAGCGACAGCGGCGGUGACCACCGCGGCGGAGAAGCUGCAUGCCGAACUAGGCAAGCUCAAAAUCGAAAAUGCAACCCUGAAAGGGCGAGCGAGUGAGCUCGAAGCUCAAAAAUGGGCACUCGAGAAUGAUUUGAAGGGCAUGAAGCACAAGCUCGAACGGGCGCACGCCUUGGAAAAGGAUUUGGAAGCGACGAGAGCGCGAGCCCAGGAUUUCCAGCGCAAGGCGCAAGAUCGUCUUGCGGAAUGCGAGCCAUUGCGGGAAUCGUUGGCCAGGGCUGUAUAUGAACAAAAGGAGAGUACUGAACGACUAAAUCAGCUUCAACAACAAUAUCAGACUGUCUCACAUGAACGUGACGAACUGAUUGUGGUACUCCAGCAUUUCGAGGAGCAGUUGAGCGAGGUCCAGCGAUGCAUUGAAGCUGUGACGAAUGACCGGGACAACAUUGCAGCUCUGUACGAGCAGGUCAAUGAAGAGCUGCAGCUAUUCCGGAGAAUUCAUCCCGCAGACUUAUCAACACCAGUGGGGCAGCAGCCGCCACCAAGACCGACAGCACCCCCGGAGCCUUCUGCUCCCACCAUGUCCCCUGUUCGCAAUACCGCGGCUGACGUUGCCCAGUCAACGGGCAAUGAAAACGCAGACCUCCGAGCAGCGCAAGCUACGAUACAGCAUCUUCAAGGCGAGAUUGAGAUCCUUCAGCGUGAUUUGCAGGCCACGGUAGUGCGGCAUCGCGAAGGCGGUGAAAGCACGUCGGAUGCCGUCCAACGAUUAGAAGACGAGGUCGACCGCCUUCGUCGCGAACUACGAGCGCGGGAAGGUGAACGUGAUGCCAUAAAGUCGCAAUGGCAAGAUGCUCAACGCAACGCGGAGGCUGCUCAGCGGGCUGUGGCUGAUUUGCAACGGGAAGAAGCGGCGUUGAGGAUGGAUAUCGUGGAUCUUAAGGCAAACGAGGACCGCGAAGCUUACACAGCACGCGGGCUGAGGUCCAAAGUGGCUGACAUGGAGGCACGACUGGCGAGGUCUACGACUGAGUGUGAGCGGUUUUGCAAAGAGAGCGAGACAAAAACGCGGCAGAUACAAGAGCAGAAAGCCCUAUUUAUGGAGAUUGAUCGGCAGCGUGAUCGAGAUCGGGAUGAGAUGGAUCGCAAAUGUGAAAGGAUAGUCGAGCUGGAACAGUUGGUGGAAAAAGCUGAGGCCGCUGCCGUGAACGCACAGCAAGAGGCUGAUACCUUGCAUGACCAGAUCCAAUCAAUGAAAGAGCAUUUGAACGAGCGCGAAGGUCAGAUCAGUGUUCUUCGACAGAACUUGAACAAAGCGACACAGGAUAGGGACCGAUGGGCGGCGGAGUGCAAGAGAUUGACGGAGGAAGCCAGCAACGUUGGUUCUGAUCUCGGUGCAGUCAGCAAAGAAAAUCAACGAUUGAACGCGCUGUUGGAGGAGACCACGAAUGAGCGGGAAAGAUUCAAAGCGGAGCUGAUGGAGAGCGAGAGCCAGAUCAAGCAAUUGGAUGACCUUCUCUUGGCGAAAGAUCAAGAGCGUGAGCACCUGAUGGCCGCAUACCGCAAACUCGUCGGCGAGCACGAACGCUUGGACACCAGCGUCAAAAUGGCGGGCGAGGAGAGCAGUAACAUGCGCAUGGAAAUGGUUGUCAGGGAUAAACGCGUGAUGGCGCUUCAACAAGCGCUCGACGAAACUAGCGCUGAUCUGACAAAAGCCAAACUGGAUCUGGCGGCUCACGAGAAACAGGCAGCGAACGCAGCACGCGCCCUUGCGGCCAACGCCAGAAAUGUGGCCAAUCUCCAGGCCGACAAAGCGAGACUGGUCAGAGAUGUGGCCGCGUCUCGUGACCUUGCCGCCUCUAUAGACCGCCAACGUGAUGAUCUCCAGAAGCGUCUCACCGCCGCCGCCCUCGACGUCGAGCGGCUAAGCAAAGCACUGCAGAAAGCCGACACGGAUCGUGAAACACUCCAAGCCGAAAUGCAGGCCGAGAAAGUUAAGGCGGAACGUUUGGAGCAUCUUGUUGCUGUUGAACGUACCCGCAAGAUUCAGACGGAAAAGGCCGCUCAAGAUUUCACAAAGUCGAAGGAAUCGCUGGAGGAUCAACUGAAUCGCGUCAAUCAGCAGCAAAAGAUCUCGAUACAGGCAAUGACACGAGAGAUCAAAGACUUGGAGGUUGAGCGGGAUCAUUGGAAGGAGAGGGUUCAGCAAACGGAACGAUCACUGCGAGAGCAGCAGAAGAGUAAGCGCCGGAUGCUCUGGAAAUUGGAGACCAUCAAGGUGACUCACAAUGAUUGUGCCUGCUUUGUUUUCUCAUAGCGCUGGAAGAUGUCAAGGAGCAAUGCGAGAAGCUCCAAGCCGAUUCCAGUAA
This is a messenger RNA of Fimicolochytrium jonesii, 3556 nucleotides long. RefSeq lists its product as uncharacterized. Bases 97 to 3504 code for a protein of 1135 amino acids. The transcript has a single exon. NCBI's taxonomy places the organism in Eukaryota, Fungi, Chytridiomycota, Chytridiomycetes, Spizellomycetales, Powellomycetaceae. The record is from RefSeq and is a predicted model, not a curated record.